AAAACGACGAAGAUAAACCAGUUCCUGUCUCUCUGGUGGUGUAGCUCACUUCCUGUGCCUCUGCUGCUGCAUAUGUUUGACUCAUUCUGUUCAGGCUGUUGUCCUCAGAGAAAUGGAUUUUUUGAUGAUAGGGCCAGCUUACAAACUUUUUAUCUUUUUAUGCAUGAUACAAGGAACAUAUGGAGUGCUUAUACAUCAUAAAGCAGACGUAACUGCUGUGGAGGGACAGAAUGUCAGCCUUCAGUGCAUUGUGGGAGAGGAGCAUGACAUCAAAAUCAUCCAGCUGGAAUGGAUUAAACAGCAAAAAGGAAAUGAGAAGAAUGAUCAGAAGAUUGUUGUGUUCCAUCCUGGGUUUCCAAUACAUUAUUUUCAAUCAGGUCAUUUUCUGGAGACAGUGACCAAAUCAAAAACUAAGAUGACUCAGGGCUCAGUCUUGACCCUGUAUAACGUUACAGUGAAUAGCAGUGGAAACUAUAUUUGCGAAAUUACUUCUUAUCCUAAUGGAUCAAUUAGAAGAACCACAAACCUGCAAGUUACAGAGCCUCCACCAUCAGUGAAGAUGUCAUAUCCAAACGGAUUCAUAAAAGAGGGACACGACGUUAAAAUAACUUGUUCAGCUAGCCCUCCACCAAACCGUUAUAAACUUGAACGUUCAAAGGACAAGAAAUUUUGGCCGUACAACUCAAACGGAGAGUUUGUUUUACGAAACGUCACCAGAAAUGACAGUGGUGAUUACAUCUGUUUACCUGAAUGGGACUCAUUAGUCCGAAAUCAGCAAGGUCUCAAUGCCACAAUGGAACUGACUGUGAAUUUUCUUGAUGGCAUUAAGUGUAACACAAGCAGCCCUUUAAACAUCAGCGUUGGUGAGGACGUGGCGAUUUCUUGUAUCGCAAAAGCAUCACAGCACUUGCAGUACAAGUGGAUGAGGGGUGACACAACACUGUCUCUGUCAGACACUUUGUCUCUGACCUCGGUAACAUCUGACCACUCAGGAACAUACAAACUGACAGCUGUCCUUCUAGACAGUCAAUUCCAGACAGACGUGGAGUUUUCUAUCCGUGUUCUCUCAAAGCAAAGCGAAGGAAAGACAACUUCGUCCCCAUUAAGAACCACUGAACUUCUGAGCAGCUUUACCACCAAUGGGACCAGUUCAUGGAGCACUGAUACCUCUGUGUCUACAACAGAAUCUGGUCACUUCAUAGCCAGCACAGUGAAACCAAAUAUGACAACCUCUAUGACAACCCUACAACCUAGACACACCAGUCACCCCACUCCUUCCAAUGGCAGCUCUUCUGCUCCACCUGUUGGCAAUGCAUCUACAUUACAUACAAGCACUGUAAAAUCUACAGACAGUUUGAGCACAACUCCAGAUCCAGCUACCAGAAGAAAAGAAAGAUUCACCACUGUUAUAACACAGAAAAACCUCACCUCUGUUACAACAAAGAAAAACCUCACCACUGUUACAGUACCACAAGCCUCAAAAAGCUCAGCGUAUGUCGUUGUCCCGAUUGUGUUGCUGUUGCUCGUGUUGAUUUUGCUUCUAUACAGAAGAUACCAGAACCAAAAGAAAAUGGAUAUGCCACCUCCAUUCAAGCCUCCCCCACCACCAGUGAAAUACACAUCAGUGAGGAACCAUGAUGUCCCUAUGACUGAUAUUCUAGUGUGAAUGUAUCAUGCACUUGAGAACCCACAAACCGUGGGCCACAAAUAUGCUGACAGGAAGAUUUUUCCCUAAAGGCCUCAUCCAACAAUGAAAAUUCUUUCAUCGUUUGUAUUUCAUCAAUACUUUGAUGCUUCAAAAAGUUUAGAAAGACAUUGUAAAUGUUAUCACUUAGAACUGAGUGGUUUUAUUUUAAAAGUCUUUCAAAGAGACAGUCAUUUUAUAUGAUGAAAACAGUGCACAUAGAGAAUUUUCAUACUUGGUUGAAUGGACCUUUUAACGUGUCAUUUUGUUAUGUGUUUGUUUAACAUGGGAUCCUUUGUGUAUGAUUUGUAUGUGAUUUAAGUGUUUUUAGAAUAUUUGUACUUAUUUUCUCUGUAUUUUUUAAUAGAUUGUACAUAAAAUUGGUUAAUCUUAUAAAUAUUUUGGAUUUGUUUGUUUUUUUUUGGUACCUUAACUAACUAAAAAAAAUAUCUGAUAUGGUGCCCCAAGUUUGAACUUCCAAAAUGCAGUUUAAAUGCGGCUUCAAACGA
Molecule: messenger RNA, 2193 nt
Organism: Labeo rohita (rohu)
Lineage: Eukaryota; Metazoa; Chordata; Actinopteri; Cypriniformes; Cyprinidae
Product: T-cell surface protein tactile-like
Exons: 9
Coding region: 113-1666 (517 amino acids)
Biological process (GO): inflammatory response; cell-matrix adhesion
Source: RefSeq, a predicted model, not a curated record